This is a messenger RNA of Condylura cristata (star-nosed mole), 5325 nucleotides long. RefSeq names its product chromosome unknown open reading frame, human C6orf132 (gene CUNH6orf132). Bases 1 to 3624 code for a protein of 1207 amino acids. Lineage: Eukaryota; Metazoa; Chordata; Mammalia; Eulipotyphla; Talpidae. The record is from RefSeq and is a predicted model, not a curated record. The transcript is spliced from 5 exons.
AUGAAAAAGAACCAGACGGUGCAGGGCACCUUCAGCAAACUCUUCGGCAAGAAGCAUGCCAACGCCGCCGCCACCUCCCUCUACGCCACCAAUCCCCCAUGGAUUUUCACCAAAGAGGCCCCGGAGGAGGGGAGCAGGGAUUUUGAUGGGAUCUACUAUGGAGACAAUCGGUUUAACACAGUCAGUGAGUCAGGAACAGCUACGCUGAAAGCUCGGCCGAGAGUCCGGCCCCUGCUGACCUUCCUUCCACUGAAUGCCCAGGAGAACCACGGGCUGGCAGUGCCUACCCCUUCUGUCCCAGAAGAAUUUGCAGACAAAGACGUGGCAGGCACCGGCACGCUGGUCAACGGCAACCUCCGGCUUUACAGUUCUGUGGGUGACCUAAGGCCUGGCAACUAUGGCCAGGACCUACUUAUCCCCCCACCUCCUCCGGGACCUGCUCCGAGGCCCCCCUCAGACAUUCUACAAUCCCGAGAGGAGUCUCCACCACCGCCUCCACCGUCCGCAGCUCCCCCGCCACCUCCCCUGCUACUGGAACCCCCACCACCGCCCAACAUGGCCCCACCACCACCCCCAGUGUUGGGGUCUCUAUCCCCCCCAUCUGCCCUUCCCUCCUCCCCAUCCACUCCCACCCCUCCUGAUUUCAUUCCCCCUGCCCCACCCUUGAGCAUUCUAACCCCACCUCCACCCCCUUUACCAGCCCCAGCACCCCCAGUUCCAGUGUCUCCUCACACAAUGGGUACUCACCUCUUUCCCCCUGGGGGUGUUACCAAGUGGAAAUCAGAGGUAGCACUGAAUGGCAGGCAGCCAGAGGAUCCUAGGACCAGCCCGCCCAGGAGCCCUGCUGAGCGGAAAGGGGACCCCAUGGGACCCAAGCCAGAGCCCCACCUCACCUUCCCCCGUUCCUUCAAGGUGCCUCCCCCAACCCCUGUCAGGUCUUCAUCCAUCCCUGUUCAGGAAACACAAGGGGUCCCUUCAGAGGAAGAAGGGACCACCAAGAAGGGCCCCAGUCGACUCCCACUGCCCCCUAGUUUCCACAUUCGUCCUGCAUCGCAGGUCUACCAGGACAAGGUCCCCACGUCAGACAGCCCCCAGGAGCCCAGGACUAUGGCACCAGCCAGUACACAGCUGGACAAGUCCCAGCCCCAGACGAAGGAACAAGCUAACACUCCACCCCCAGCUCUUCCCCUGCCCCCUCCUGCCCCCCCACUUCCUCCCCCAGCGCCUCCCCUUCCCCCGGCUGCCCCUCCCUUGCCUUCUGCUGAGAAGGUAAUCCUUCCACCUGCCGGGCUUACCAAAAAAACCAAGCCCAGCCCUCCUGCUCCCAAGCCCAAGCCCGACCCUCCCAGCCCAGAGGACACAGGCUCUUCAGCGCCUAUGGACUUGUGGGACCCCAGCCAGAUGGCAAAGCUGCGGAGCGAGCUGGCAGCCUACCUCUGUGGCUCCAGGAGAGAGGACCGAUUCGUCAAUCACCGACCAGGCCCCACGGUGGCCUCUCAGGGAAAAGAGGGCAAGAAGGACCCCGGUCCACCAGAAAAGGAGGUACCGCCAAGCCUGCCAGAGGAAGAGACUCCCCAAAGUGUUCCUGAGAAGAGCCCCUGCAACCUGCCAGCGAGGGAGGCCACCACCAGCUUGACCCUGCCCCCUGUGGACUAUAUCCCUCAAGACUCCCCUACCCGCAGUGUCCGGCAGAUCCGGAACAAGCUUGAGGCCCAGUUCUCAUCGGCAGAGAAGGAAACCAGGCCCGGCACAGGGACUCUGCCUCCCAAACCUCGGCCUGAGAGGGACAGAGCCUUUGCAAGCAAAGCUGACAGUGGCAAACUCUCCAACUCUGUGAUCAAGGCCCACAAUGGCGAAACCUCCGAGCCUGUGGCCAAGCAUCCUCCACCUCUGUCCACUUUAACACUUCCAAAUACACCACGCCAGUCCAAGGCCACCCCGGGGCCAGUCACACCCCCCAAGUCCAUAACCGGACCAGCUACGCCUCCCAAGGUGACACCUGGACCGUCCGUACCCACCAAGGCCGUGACCGAAUCAGGCCCAACAGCGAAGGUCACCCCUGGGCCAGUCACACCACCUAAGGCCACGCCCGGGCCUGCCUUAUCGCCGGCAGCCAUAGCGCUGCCCACCACACCGCCCCAGCCCCCAGCAGGGAACAGCGCAGCUGCAACUGGGCAGUGGGAGAAUCCUGAACCUCAAGCAGCGGCAGGGCCCGCCCAGCCAGAGGCAGAAGGGAGCCCCCCAGAGGACAGUAAGUCCUCUGCCCUCUCAUCUCCAGCCCUCCCGCCCAAGGCAUCCCCUGGGCGAGAGGAGGGGGCAUUUCUCUACAAGCCCCAUCGCAGCCAGAACAGCCCCGGCCGCGAAGUUGCGGUGGUUAUGCCCACUGUGGCCAGAGGAGAGGCAGCUUUGGGGCAGGAGCAGCCCGAGGAGGUGAAGGAGCCCCAGGGGGCACCUGCAAAACCCUCAGCCUCAGCCCAGCCCACUGAGGAACUCCUCAGGCACCCGGUGACAGGGGAGGUGGUAGAGCGGGGCUCCCCCAUGGCCCUGCUCCUCGCAGCCAGACAGAGGGCACAGAAAGGGAGGUCUGGGGGGGCUGCCCUGGGCCCGGCCUCCCUGCCAGGGAGUCUCCGUGGCCACAGCCGCCAGCCAGAGGCAGCUUCUGACCGCAUCUUCUACAAGGAAGGCCGGCCCAAUUCCUUCACGGUGGUCCCCAAGGUGCCCAAGGAGGCUGAGAAGGACCCCCAGCUGGCCUUGUCAGCCCAGCGCCCGGGAGCCAGUCCAUGGAAACCUCAGCCUCGCAGGGACCCCGAGGGCACGGAGCCGAGACACCCGCACAACUGGCCCCCGGCCGCGGCCCAGGCCUCCGCGGCCUGGGAAAGACCAGCGCCCGCCAGUCUCUCCCAGGGCCGCCCGCUGCCCACGUCCUUCUCAUCCCCUCCUUCUCCUUCCUACAAGCCCGAGGAGGACAACGGGGAGGAACAGGAGUUCAGCUUUGAAAUCAUCCCACCGCCCCCAGAGUUCAGCGGUGACCCCGAACCCCCAGCCCCCGCCCUCCAGUAUCUGAACCGCAGGAGCUCCCCUCCCCGGAACAACUUCUCCAGCUUGCGGCAGCCCCUGGACGCGAGCCCCGCCGCCUCGGCGCCCCGUGGCUACUCCCGCUUUCCCGGGGGUGCGUUCUAUGGCAGAGCCGGAGGCCUGGAUCGCUUCUCGGGGGGUCGCUCGCUCAUCAAGAAGCGCCUGUACGUCGGGGAGCCACACCGCGGCCCCGGGUUGCCCCACGGCGGCACCGGCCGCAGCCUGAGCACCCCCAACUGCUUCGGGCCCCAGCCCGGAGCGCCCUUCGGAGGACCGGGGGCUCCGGAGAUGCGGCGCGUCAACUCGGCCGGCCGAGCGGCCCCGGGCGGCCUGCACGCGCGCAGGCUCUCGCUGGAGGGCGGCGCCCGAGGAGAGGCCAAGUACAAAGCAUCCGGCGGCAGCGACUACGCUUUCGGCCCCUCCAACGGCAGGUCUCCCCACAGCACCCCACACUAUGGAGGCGCCAUCAACACCUUCACCGUCAGGCCUGGGACCCGUCAUCCCAUCUCCUAUGCCUACCCUGGAACCCACCGGAAAGCCACGUCCUGAGCCCAGAGUCCUCUCAGCUCUACUCCAAGGGGUCGAAUCUUGGCACUUGUUUUUGUGGGGGUGGGAGGGGUGCGGCAGGUGUUGAGCAGCCUGAUCUGACGUGCAGGAAUUUUUGUUCCUCGGACACAGACAGAGGAUAGCAAGUGAGAGGCAGUGGCCCCAGAAGAUCAAGGGUGGGUGGGCUUCUGCGUCCCAAAGCACAGCUGUGGCUGAGAACACUCUGCCUGUGGGAGUGGGCGGGGGAAGGAGGGAGGAGAGGACCUGUAGCCCGAAUUUCCGCUAUCUGAUACUAUUUGCUUUAGCGAGACUUAUUUAAAGCAGUUGUACACGCAUGACCUACUGAGCAGGUUCUAAAAGCCGGGGGCGGGGCAGUAACCGAAUGGGAGCCCCCGGGUAUAGCCAUGUUGCUGUCGGGCCCUCACAAAGGGUUAAGCCCAGCCCUGUCCAUGUGGGGGUAGAGGGUGCUAUAGGUUGAUCUCUGUAGUCUCCACCUGGCCACUGUUUGCCACCUCGAGAACUGAUGCCUGGGGUUCCUAGCACAGAAACCACAUGGGGGUCCAGAGAGAUGUAUGAAGCACAUGUGGAGAAGAUACUGGAUCUGAGCACAUUGUGUUGGCCAAAGGCAGGGCUGGGUUCCGAUGGUUCACUCAUCCCUGGCCCUGGCCCUUGGCACAGGGAGGCUUAGUGAGAGACAAGGCAAGUUUGGAAUGGGAGACAUUCCCAGGCAGCUGUGAUUUUGGGGAUAGGACCAGAGGAGCCAGAAGGCCUGAGGGCGUGACACUAAAGGCUUUACGUGGUCAGGUUCCAUCUAGGAUUUGGAGGGGACAUUAUUCCCAACAGCCCUCCCAACCUUGAGACUAUCGGUCCCUAAUACCGUUGAAUCUUAAAAUGUGUAACCAAGAUACAGAAAGCCCUGGAGAGCAGAAGGCAACAUAGAGGGGAACAGAGGUCUGAGAAGAGUGUGCCGCCACUGGGGGGCGUGUUUGAGAAAGUCAGGAGUUGCAGGGCCCAUCCAGAGCAAGGCCUACUCGUAGGGUGUCCGGGCCAGCGCUACCGGGGCAACCUGGAUUUAUGCCUGUUUGGCAGUGAACUUGACACACUUCGGCUCUGAUAGAUAGAUGGUCACCAGUCAUGGGGGGGGGGGGAUAGUAUUCCUCAGUCUGUGCCCUGUUUGUGCCUCAGUCUGUGUCCUGUGGGGCAAUAACUGAGUUCCUGGGACCAGACCAAGCCAGGCUGCCUUGGCAGGACUCCUCAGAAGGCAACUGCCAAGGCACAGCCUUCCCUUUCAGGCAGUGUCAGGCCUCUAUGAGCUGUGUGACUAGCCAGCCUACCAGAGAGCAGGGAGCCCCCUCGGGGGGGAGUGCAAGGUGCUAUGUACCCCAGUGGGGCAGGAUCUGGUCAUUGUGUGCAAGAAGCAGACCUCACCCAGUGCCGGCACUGGCUCUGUCUGUGCGUGUAUUUUCCCUGUGCAUUGUUUUAAAAGAGAGUCCAUUGAUUUAUCUGCUGCAUUACGGCUGGAGCGGUGGGACAUGGACUCCCAGCUGCACACAGCUCUGGGCAGGGAAGAACUGGCUCUCACUUGGCUUGGGAAAUAAACAGGCCAGUUUGGUCUGGUCUCCAGCUCUGUGGCUGUGAUUGAUGACUCCAAGCUACGGGAAUGCAGGGAGGAUGGGAGUGCUCAGCUCGGGAAGUGGCCAGCUG